This is a messenger RNA of Pezoporus occidentalis (night parrot), 442 nucleotides long. RefSeq names its product E3 ubiquitin-protein ligase PPP1R11-like. Lineage: Eukaryota; Metazoa; Chordata; Aves; Psittaciformes; Psittacidae. Gene Ontology annotation, molecular function: protein serine/threonine phosphatase inhibitor activity; protein phosphatase 1 binding. Gene Ontology annotation, cellular component: nucleus. The record is from RefSeq and is a predicted model, not a curated record.
ACACCAGCCUGGGAUCAUGGCGGAGGUGGCAGACGCCAGUGGCUACAGCACCGCCACUGUCACCGAGACCAGUGCCGCCAAGCUGGAGAACCGCAGCCUGACGCUGAAGCUGCACAAGCGGAAGCUGGACAAGAAAGUGGAGUGGUCAAGUGACACCGUAGACAACGAACACCUGGGCAACCACUCCUCCAAGUGCUGCUGCAUCUAUGAGAAUGCGUUCCAGGAGAGCUCAACUGAGAAUGAGGAUGAAGAUGAGGAGGAAGCCCUGGAGAGGGGGAGGGGCCCGGGGGGGCCGGACGGGCACGUGACGCGCUAUGGGCUGGAGUGGCUGGUGAAGAACAGCUACGAGGGGCAGAAGCAGCAGGUGAUGCACCCCCGCAUCCUCUGGAAUGCUGAAAUCUACCGCCAGGCCCACACUGCCAGGCUUCCUGGACACAGAUGA